CAUGUCCAAGUUUCCAACGUAGAACCUUUCUUCUCAGUUCUCACGUUUCCUUGAUAUAACUUCUUCAGAGACAAAGAAAAACCAACAAGUGCACCAUCCAUAAUCAUACUGCGCUUUCUUCUCAUGGCUGUAAGAUCAUGUCUCGAUGCAUUAGCCUAUGAUGUGUUUCUCAACUUCAGAGGCUCAGACACACGCCACGGUUUUACUGGCAAUCUCUACAAAGCCCUUCAUGACAGGGGAAUCCACACUUUCAUUGAUGAUGAGGAGCUUCAGAGAGGAGAGGAAAUAACACCAGCACUUCAAAGCGCAAUUGAAAAGUCCAAGAUUGCCAUCAUUGUGCUCUCUAACAACUAUGCUUCUUCCUCAUUUUGCUUAGAUGAACUUACCUACAUCGUUGAGUGCCUUAAUAGAAAAGAUCUGUUGGUUUUACCUGUCUUUUAUAACGUUGAUCCUUCUGAUGUACGAUACCAGAAAAGUAGUUAUGGAGAAGCAUUAGCUAAGCAUGAGGAAAGGUUCGAGCAUAACAUGGAGAAGUUGCAGAAAUGGAAGAUGGCUUUGCAUCAAGUAGCUAACUUGUCUGGCUUUCAUUUCAAAUAUGGAGAUGGAUAUGAGUACCAGUUUAUUGAGAGGAUUGUUGAGUUGGUCUCUAGCAAGAUUAAUCGUGCUUCUUUACCUAUUGCGGAUUACCCCGUUGGACUAGAUUCACAAGUUUUAGAAGUAAAGAAGCUUUUGGCUGUUGAAUUUGAUAAUAGUGUCCACAUGAUAGGGAUCCAUGGAAUUGGUGGGAUAGGAAAAUCAACACUUGCUCGAGCAGUUUACAAUUCCAUCGCUGACGAUUUUGAUGGUUCAUGUUUUCUUGAAAACGUGAGAGAAAAAUCAAACAAACAUGGGUUAAAGCAUCUCCAAAGCAUCCUUGUUUCGGAAAUUCUUAGAGAUAAGAAAAUCAACUCAGCAAGUGUGGAAAAAAUAACUUCAAUGAUGCAGCAUAGGCUCCAGCAAAAGAAGGUUCUCUUGAUUCUAGAUGAUGUUGAUAAUCACCAGCAAUUGGAGGCUUUCAAACCUUAUUGGUUUGGUCCUGGCAGCAGAGUCAUCAUCACCACUAGGGACAAACAACUGCUAGCAUCUCAUGAGGUCAAAACAACAUAUGAGGUAAAGGAAUUGAAUAAGAACAAUGCUCUUCAAUUACUUACAUGGAAAGGUUUUAAAACGGAAAUAGUAGAUCCAAGUUAUGAAGAGGUAUUGAAUUGUGUAGUAACUUAUGCUUCUGGCCUUCCAUUGGCUUUGGAAAUAAUAGGGUCCAACUUGUUUGGAAAAAGUAUUAAAGAAUGGAGAUCUGCUAUCAAUCAAUAUAAAAGAAUUCCCAAUAAUCAAAUCCUAGAGAAACUUAAAGUAAGCUUUGAUGCUUUGGAGGAAGAAGAGAAGAGUGUUUUUCUUGACAUUGCUUGUUGCUUCAAAGAAUAUAAAUUGACAGAGGUUGAAGAUAUACUUCGUGCUCUUUAUGGUGACUGCAUGAAAUAUCAUGUUGGGGUGUUGAUUGAAAAAUCUCUCAUAAAGGUUAGUCAAUAUGGUACAAUUAAAUUACAUGACUUGAUUCAAGACAUGGGUCGAGAAAUUGACCGAAAAGAAUCACCGAAAGAGCCAGGGAAGCACAGGAGAUUAUGGUUAUGGAAAGAUAUAAUUCAAGUUUUAAAAGACAACACGGGAACUAGUGAAAUCGAAAUCAUAUGCCUGGAUUCUCCCAUAUUGGGCAAAGAAGAAAUAGUAGAAUGGAAUGGAAAUGCUUUCAAGAAAAUGAAUAACCUUAAAAUACUUGUUAUCAGAAAUGGAAAUUUUUCUGAAGGUCCCAAAUAUCUUCCAAACAGUUUGAGAGUACUGGAAUGGUGGAAAUACCCUUCGCAUUGUUUACCAUCUGAUUUUCAUCCAAAGGAACUUGCCAUAUGCAAGUUACCUGAUAGUUACUUUACGUCAUUUGAGUUUGAUCGCUUCUCAAAGAAGUUUGUCAGUCUAAGUGUUUUGAAUUUUGAUUGGUGCAAACAUUUAACACGGAUACCUGACCUAUAUGGUCUCCCAAAUUUGAGUGAACUCUCAUUUCAACGUUGUCAGAAUUUGAUUACAGUUCACAAUUCAAUUGGCUUUCUGCAUAAACUUAAAACAUUGAGUGCUGUUGGAUGCCGCAAGCUUAGGAGUUUUCCACCUAUCAAGUUGACCUCUCUUGAAAAACUUGAACUUUCAUUUUGUUCUAGUCUCGGGAAUUUUCCAGAAAUAUUGGGAAAGAUGGAAAACAUGAGGGAACUUAAUUUACUACACACUCCAAUAAAAGAAUUGCCACUUUCAUUUCAAAAUCUCAUUGGACUCCGAGGAUUAUGCAUGACAAACAAUGAAAUUGUUCGGUUACCAAGUAGCAUUGUCAUGAUGCCAGAACUGACUACAAUUUCGGCUUCCGGAUUGAAAGGGUGGCAAUGGCUAGAACAAGAAGAGGGUGAAGAAAAAGUGGGUUCAAUAGUAUCUUCAAAGGUAGAAUAUCUUCGGGCCUCAAAAUGCAAUUUGGAUGAUGAUUUUUUUUCAAUAGGUUUCACGAGGCUUGCUUAUGUGAAUCAACUAGACCUAUCCAACAAUAAUUUCACAGUCAUUCCUGAAUGCAUCAAACAAUGUCAACUUUUACAGAGGCUUGAUGUGAGAAAUUGCAAGCAUCUUCGGGAAAUUAGAGGGAUUCCACCAAACUUAAAAUAUUUCCUUGCAACAAACUGUGUAUCCUUGACUUCCUCCAGUAUAAGCAUGUUCCUAUAUCAGAAACUACAUGAGGCUGGAAACACUUUGUUUCAUUUGCGAGGAGGAAGGAUUACAGAGAGGUUCGAUCAUCAAAGCAAUGGACCUUCUAUUUCUUUGUGGUUUCGUAACAAAGUUCUUUGUCAUGAUAUUGCACCUUGUGAUAACUACACUACAGUUUUUAGUCCCAUUGUUCUCAUCAAUGGCAACCAAUAUUCUUUCGCUUUUGAGCUUUGUUUCUCAAUAGUCAAUGGCAAGGGGAAUGAAACAUACAUAUUGUUCUGAUCUACAGGAGAUAGAGUUCACAAACAGUCCACAUGAGGUGCCUUUUGAUAAGGUACACUCAUUUUUAUCCCUAAAUUCGGAAGAUACUGUCAUAUAAGCCUCUCAGACUAAGAAAUUGACAAAUAAAUUCUUAAAAUGUCAAAUAAGUCCUUAAAUUUAAUUAUUUAUAGUCAUUUUGGUCCUUAAAUGUAUAUCUGUAUUAUCACUUUAAUCACACAUUUUUUAAGUUUCAAACUAAUAUGAUUGUAAAUUUACACUUUUAGGAACGUAUUUAACAAUUUUUGAGUUUUAGGAACUAAUAUUGUUCUAUUUAUGAGAUUUUUCUUUAUUUAAAUUUUGAAUUUUGAAUAAAUUUUAUAUAAAUUAUUUGUUAUUGUUAUGAUUUUAUCUUUUAUAUUUUGUUUUCAGUUAUUCUAUAGAAUUUCAACAAGUAGAGUUGUUAGUAGAUGAGAUUUAUUAGAAAUUUUAAAUUCAUUGUAAGCCAAUACAUAGCAUCCUCUUCUAUGAAUUUUUAUGAUAAUUUUCCAUCUUCAAUUUUAAUUUCAAUUUUCCUGCAAGUUCCAAUUUUUCUAUAUUUUUCACAAAAUAUUUCCAAUAGCAAUAUCAAGAGCUUGCUUCCUACGGGUUGAGGAAAAUUUUUAUUGAGCGAUAAACACAAUAAGGUUGAGUGUUAAAUUGAGUGAUUUAUUGUUCAAAUAAUUUUUGGUGCAAGAAUGUCUACUUCCACCAAUUCACCUGCAAUUCCAAUGUUUAAUGGUAAAAAUUAUCAUAUUUGAGCCGUCAAGAUGAAAUUUGUUUUACGAUCUCAAGGUUUAUGGAACGUUGUAAUUUCUGAAGCUAAUCCACCAUUAUUGAGAGAAAAUCCAACCAUUGCACAAAUCAAAGCUUAUGAGGAGGAGGGACUAAAAUAAGAUAAAGCCUAUCACUUGCCUGUCAUGCAGGACUUGCAAAUCAUAUUUUCUACUAAAAUCAUGAACUUGGGAACACUUAAACAGGUGUGAACAAGAUUCAAGAUGAAUUUGAAGACAAUAACAAAGUCAAAUAUGUUAGGCUUCUCACAUUGAAGAGAGAAUUUGAAUUGAUGAACAUAAAGGAUAAUGAAUCUAUCAAAGAUUAUUCUAGCAGGUUAAUGGAUGUUGUAAACCAAAUGUAAGGUUGUCGAAAAAAUAAUGGUUUCAUGCCUAAAAAUCUGAAGUCAAGAUUUCUGUAAUUGAAGAGUCUUGCAAUUUGCAAACUCUUACAAUUAUUGAAUUGACCAGCAAGCGUCAAGCACAAGAGAAAAGAGUCUCCAUUAGAAGUGAUAAAGCUAUUGAAGGUGCCUUUUGAGUAAAGCACAAUGAAAUGAAUUUUGGAAAAUCACAAACUUUCAAUAAGAACAAAAGAAAAGUUGAACGUUCUUCGAGAAAAUGAACUUUUUUGCCUUGCUCUCAUUGCCAAAGAACCAACCAUGUUGAAAAAGAUUAUUGGUUUAAAGAUAAACCCCUUUUUCAUUGUAAUUUUUGCAAUAAAAAUGGUCAUAUUACAAAUUAAAGAAGAACCAACUUGAACAACAAUUAGGAAAAACAGGCAAACGUGAUUGAAGAAAAAAAAUUGAUGAUAAAGAUGAGUAUUUAUUUAUGGCAUUGAUGAAGGUAGUUCUAGGAAUAGGGACUAUUCGAAGAACUACAAAACUUUAGGAAUUCCAAUAGAAGAAUAGAAUCUGAAGAAUAGAAUCUGAAGAAUUGUACAUCGAAUUGAGAGAAGGAUUACAAGAAAUUGUUUUUUAAAAAUCCUCGAGCUCGGUUUAGAGCUAAUUAUUUAUAGAGGUGCAUUGCACCAACUAACUAUAACAACCAACAACGCAAAAAAUGGAAAUCAUAACUGAUGAUGUUAUUGUAUAGUAUUUGUUUGAGAGGAUAUUUUAUAAGACUUAUUUUUUAUCAGAGGAGCAUAAUAUAAUUUUAUUCACGAGUCUCUAU
Molecule: messenger RNA, 5009 nt
Organism: Cajanus cajan (pigeon pea)
Lineage: Eukaryota; Viridiplantae; Streptophyta; Magnoliopsida; Fabales; Fabaceae
Source: RefSeq, a predicted model, not a curated record